AUGAGCGACUGGGACACUGUUACCAAGAUUGGCAGCAAGGCUCGCGGCGGCGCUGCUCCCCGCGAGACUGUUGUCAAGGGCAAGAGCGCCUUGAACGCCGCUCAACGUUCAGGCUUGAUUCUCGGCACAGAAAAGAAGUACACAACCGGCAACUUGGCCUCGAAAGCUGGCGCUCCUGAUGGUCAGCACUUGACGAAGGUUGACCGCAGUGACGACAUCAUCAAGCCCAAGACUGUUGGCCACCAAGUUGCAGAUGCUAUCAAGAGGCGCCGAACCGAGGAGGGAUACAAGAUGACACAGAAGGAACUCGCCACAAAGUGCAACACCACAAUGACCGUCAUCCAGGACUUUGAGCGCGGUACCGCCACACCUGACCAGAAGGUCCUCAGUGCGAUGGAGCGUGUCUUGAACAUCAAGCUCCGCGGCACUGACAUUGGUGCGGAGAAGUUCCCCAAGAAGAAAUAA
Messenger RNA from Penicillium oxalicum, 465 nucleotides. RefSeq names its product multiprotein-bridging factor 1 (gene mbf1). NCBI's taxonomy places the organism in Eukaryota, Fungi, Ascomycota, Eurotiomycetes, Eurotiales, Aspergillaceae. The transcript is spliced from 2 exons. Gene Ontology annotation, cellular component: nucleus. The record is from RefSeq and is a predicted model, not a curated record. Gene Ontology annotation, molecular function: DNA binding. Bases 1 to 465 code for a protein of 154 amino acids.